AUGGCCACGCAGAACCGCCAGCAGCUUCUUCAGCCUCGCCGCGUCUUAGAUUUGGAUUUGGAUUUGGACCUGGCUUUGGCCCAAGCCACGGACUUCCCAUUCGCGGAGGCUCAGCGUCCUGAUCAUGAUGUUCAAGGCGCCCUCGCUGACUGGGCGGCUUGGAAACAGAAUGUUGAAAUCCCAAUGAUUGGAUCACUAGCCUCAGCUGGUGUCCACUCCUACGGCAUAUCAAGUCUCGGGGUCUCGAUUUCCAGAGUUACAGGAACAGGGACUGGUAGGAGCAUCACUCCAUGGACCAACCUCACUCAGCCUCAGCCUCAUCCUCAUCCUCAUCCUCAUCGACUAUGCAUUUUACACUCCCUAUUCUCAACCUGUCGACAACCUGUCGACAAACGACAAUGGCAAGGUCAAUGUCAACGACAGCGGCUAGCAGCGGAUCAGCAUUACGUCCUGGGAAGUUUCUCAUCAGACAAGGAAUAUGCGGGUCGGGUCGACGAUGAACCCUUCCCUUCCUCGCCUGACUGCUUACUUGGUACUGGUACUGGUACAUCCGCCUCCACUCCCCACGUCAACAUCCCCCUUCUUUGCAUCGCGAUCUUCACCUUCCUGAACAAUUCUGGAAGUCCAGAUGUGUCACGUCCACCAGCAAAUCCCGUCGGAACCAGCGCUGCUGUCGCAGUAACCUCACCAACCUACAAUCCAUGGGAAGGCCAGCAGCAACAGCUGUCCCUAAUAACCCCAUACACGAUGCAAUCCCAACAACGCCAGCCAUACCAACCUCACAACUACGAUCCCUACUAUACCCCAUCCACCUCAACUGAAAGCACACCCCCAAACGGCUUCGUCCCCUACUACAUCGACCCAGCACACGCAAGCCUCUCUCCCCUCCAUCCCAAUGGCCCUAUAUCGCCCUACCCUGCCGGAAUCCUCUCGCCCAGCUCCCCAACCUCCCCUCCAACACCCGGCACUGCUGCCCUCUCGGACCCGGAAGCCGAACAGAAACGCCUCCGCAACACAGCAGCGUCGGCCCGUUUCCGCGCCAAGAAGAAAAUGCGCGAGCAAUCCCUUGAGCGGGUGUCCCAGGAACGCCGCACGCUGCUGUCGAGACUGGAGGGCAGGGUUAAGGAGUUGGAGGAGGAGAAUAAGUGGUUGAAGAAUCUGGUGUGGGAGAAGCGGGAUGCGAGGGAGGAGCGAGAAUUGAGGCUGAGGAGGGGCGAGAUCGAUGGAGUGGACGGUGAAGGCGAGGGGAAACGCGAGGGGGACAGGAAUGAUGGGGUCGGAACAUCAGGGUCGUAA
Venustampulla echinocandica is the source of this 1296-nucleotide messenger RNA. RefSeq lists its product as uncharacterized. Gene Ontology annotation, molecular function: DNA-binding transcription activator activity, RNA polymerase II-specific; RNA polymerase II transcription regulatory region sequence-specific DNA binding. The record is from RefSeq and is a predicted model, not a curated record. Lineage: Eukaryota; Fungi; Ascomycota; Leotiomycetes; Helotiales; Pleuroascaceae. Gene Ontology annotation, biological process: regulation of transcription by RNA polymerase II. The transcript has 4 exons. The coding region runs from base 1 to 1296 and encodes 431 amino acids. Gene Ontology annotation, cellular component: nucleus.